Molecule: messenger RNA, 3035 nt
Organism: Schizophyllum commune H4-8
Lineage: Eukaryota; Fungi; Basidiomycota; Agaricomycetes; Agaricales; Schizophyllaceae
Exons: 5
Coding region: 76-2943 (955 amino acids)
Source: RefSeq, a predicted model, not a curated record
CGUCGCCGGCACCGUCGUCCAAGACACCUACGUCGACGACCGCACCCGACGCGCAUCAGGCGCACAGAUACAAACAUGAACACGCCUGGCCCAAGAAACGUCCGAUGGAACCUCCAGGACCCCGCAAGCGCGCUGAACUCGCCGGCAUCCAAUACAUCAACAGAGUUCGUCUCAACGUCCAGCCUGCAGUACAUCAACUCCCAGCUCAUCGCUCAUGGAUUUACUGCCCCGCCGGGACUGUCGCUGGACGGCGUCGCGUCGGCGGAUAUGGAGAAGGCCGUGAAGUGCCUCCUGGCGAUGCUCAGCCAACGAGUGGAUGACAUGUCGCGAACGGAGACACUAUCGACGAAGUUACGAACUUUGACCUACGAUCAUGAGCGGCUCAAGUCGAUGUACGACGCCGCAGAAGAGAGGGCCGCCAACGCCGAGCGGGAGAUGAACACCUACAAGUCGCGUCUGGCCAACGCCAACAAAGCCCUCCACUCAUCCGAGGCCGCGCACAAGCACACCACCACCGAGCUCCAGCGCACGCGCAGCAGCCUCCAGUCCAUCCGCACCCUGCACCAGAACGAGCUGAAGAAGAAGGACAAGGAGAUCGACCGCAUGGCGGACAAGUGGGCGAAGCUCGCAGAGGCGCAGAGCAAGCUGGCGAGCACCGCGCCCAGCGGGAUGCGCUGCCUGAACGGUGGCCUGGCGGACGCGGGGAUGGUCGCGAGCUCGAGCCAGACGUUCUUGGAGGCGUCGUUGGAGGAGUCGGAGAGGGCGCGGAUGGAGAUUAUUGAGGAGAACAAGCAUGUGAAGGGGCUGGUGGUGACCGCGGUGAAUGGGAUGCAGGAGAUCGUGCAUGAGACGAGGGAAGAUGGGGGCAAGGAUGAGUGGACCCCUGCAACGGUCAUAUCCCUUUUCCCCAUAUCACCUGCGUCGGCUGCCAAGGACGCGAUCCUGGACUCGCUCGAUGACCUGCGCGCGACUAUCGCGCAUCUCAUGCCCUCCGAUGACCCUACCGAAUCCACGUCAUCCAAGCCCACCCCAUCGACGUCUGCCAAGGUUCCACCCGAAGAGGUCGGGCGCUUGCAAGACACCAUCAAGAAAUUACAAGCUCAAAUAGCCGACGCUCGAAAGGACCAGUCCAUUACGCGAGCCGUAGACCGGUACGAUACGCGAGCCGUGAAGCAGUCCGAAAAGGACGCCGAGCGGGAGCUCCGCUCCAACCUCGACGACGAGCGAAAGAAGAUAGCCGAAGCAACCCUCGAGCUCGAGAAAGAGAAGGCUGCGAUGGUGGCGGAGAAGCGCAAGAUUGAGCAGGAGGAGGAGAAGAAGAAGCGCAAGCUGGCGGACACGACACGCAAGUCGGCAGACAAGACAGGUAAGUCGGCGGACAAGAAGCGCGAGCACAAGGUUGUGUCGGAGCCCCCACCGCCGCCCGAUGAGGAGGCAUGGCGGACGCCCGAUGAUGAGGACAUGGCAGACGAGCCGAAGGCAGACGCGGAGAUGGCGGACGAGCAGGAUGCAGAGGAGCCAGAUGCGGACGCGGAUGAAGACGCAGACGUAGGCAUGUCCAUCCUCGCACACGUUCCCGCCGCGUCGCCGUCGCUGUCCUUGUACGGCUCCCCGCGUAGGUCUCCCGCGAAGCUGUUCCCGUCGCCAGGAAAGCUGUUCCCCUCGCCAGCCAAGAUACACACCACGGGCAGCCCGCGGAAGGUGUCAUCUGGGUCGCGCAAGGUCUCUGCACACAAGCUAGCGAAGCUUGGGAAGGCUGGUAGCCCCCGCAAGAUCUCGAAGGGGAGUCCGCGGAAGGCAUCGAAGGCGAAGCGCGGACUGAUGCCCUCGACACGCAUCGAGCCCGCAUACGAGACGGAGGUUCUACCGCAUAUGGCGGGCGGGGCGAUGGAGGUGGAUGAGGAGGGGGAGGAACAACUUGGGGAUGCGAUUGGAAGCAAGCAUCGAGCGAAGUCGGCUGGCAGUGAAGGGAAGGAUGUGUUUGACGGGAAGGCUGGUCCUGGCGAGGACAAGCCCGUUCGCGAGAAAUCGGCGGGCUUGCUGCCGACCUUCGUUCUUCCACCACCGUCCCCAAGGACGUCGCUCCCGCCGCAGCCGGCGUUGCCGCCGAUGGCCUUCCCACCGUUGAACCUACCGUCGCUCUCUGCCGCACCGACACCCAGUGCGCCUAUUGCUGCACCGUCAUCUGCACCGUUGUCCACUCUUCCUCCGCGUACGCCUAGUCGAGGCUACCCUGUCGCCAAACCACUGGCGUCGCGCAUGAUCCACGCAUACUCGCCCGCCCAACCAAGUCCGCUCAGCCGCAUCCUCAUGCUCGGCAACUCCCCAGGGUCGGACGGCGACUCGAGACCACCCAUCUCCGCGCUCGACCCGCUUCGAGAAGAGGACGAGCACGCGAUGGACGAGGAGGAAGACGGGCGAGGUGUGAUUGACGACGACGAUAACCCGUUCUCGCCGAUGGUCACCAGGAAGCCGAUGUCGCUAGCAGAAGAACUCGGCGUGACCCUCUCGCCGCCGAGUCCUCCGCCUGCCCCCGCACCGACGCGGGAUGCGAAGGGGAAGGGGCGCGCUGUGGUGCCGCCUUCGUUAGCGGGCAAUAAGCGCCCGCUGGACAAGGAGAACGCAGGCGACAAGGCCAAGAAGAAAAAGAAGGAGAGCAGGAAGGAUAAGGACAAGGACAAGGAUGGGGAGAAGGCGAUGGCGCCGACUGCGAAAGCGAAGGCGGGGGCGUCUUCAACAUCGAAGUCAUCCGGCAGGGAGACUCGGUCAUCAUCGAGCAAGAUGGCUGCCGCAGGCUCUUCAAGGGCAGGCUCGUCAAGAGAGACGAGGAGUAAGGCGAGUUCGCCACCACCCAAACUACGGGUGACAGGUGCUGGGGGUGGGCCAAGGAGAGUACCCAUCGACAGCGCGGAGGCGCCGAAGUUGAGGCCGAGGAAGGCCUGAGGUCGGCGUCAGAUUAUGGUAUGGCAUGUACAGCUAGCUGUAAAGUACUAUGCGGUCCGAUUUUUGUAUACCCAUGCGUUAUUCUACUCGUA